GAUAAAACACGUCAGCACUAUAUGAUAGUUCGUUGGGCCUGUCAUCUGGCAACGCUCGCGCACCCGCCGUCUUUCCUAAAGAGGAAAGCGCGACCAAGACGCGCCAACACCAUCACGAUCAAUUCCCCCUAUGCAAUAUAUAGCAACUUUUUAUCACCAGAAUAUAGCGGACGAAGCCUUCGCUGGCAAGCGUUGCCGUCGGGAGACCCGGCAGUUUGGUAA
Molecule: messenger RNA, 222 nt
Organism: Acaulospora colombiana
Lineage: Eukaryota; Fungi; Glomeromycota; Glomeromycetes; Diversisporales; Acaulosporaceae
Source: the annotation of a GenBank genome assembly